AUGCAGGACAAAGGAGGCGAGGCCGAGAGCUCCUUCACUUCACCACCUGCAAACGUGAGUCAAAGUCGAGCUUGUGAAGGCGCUGGCAAUAACAAUGACUAUGAUAACCUUCACCUCGCAUGUGAUUUGUCGCGGCGUCGCUGCCCAAAAUACCCGCCCCCACCAAAAUUAAGUCAACGGACAACUUCACGCUUCGACGCGCAGAAGUCUUUCCUUCCUUCUCUCCCCAUGAAAACGACACCUUCCUAUUCACUCUGCCAAUCGCACUGCCCUACGAGCAACGCUUCAUCUGCUUACCCCUGCCUUUUCGUGACAUGUGGAGAGGGAGUAAAUAUUUUCGAUGAUACAUUCAUGCUUCAAAACGUCCGACGCGCGACUCUUAGGGACCUGUGUAUUGGUAGCGCCAACGGGGGAAAGAUUGAAGGCUAUCGCAUCACUGCCGCGUGCUGGAUAGAACCCACCGGCACGAGUGUAUACACAAUCUUCAGAGCUGCUCUUGCACCGUGA
Pseudocercospora fijiensis CIRAD86 is the source of this 507-nucleotide messenger RNA. RefSeq lists its product as uncharacterized. The transcript has 4 exons. The coding region runs from base 1 to 507 and encodes 168 amino acids. Lineage: Eukaryota; Fungi; Ascomycota; Dothideomycetes; Mycosphaerellales; Mycosphaerellaceae. The record is from RefSeq and is a predicted model, not a curated record.